AUGCAACUUGGAUAUAAUGAAAUAAUGAUUGUCUCGAAGUAUUUUGAAGAUAUUAAUGAUUUUAUUAAUUUAGAAAUGGGAGUUAAAAGAUUUCAAGGAAAUAUGGAACGAUUUCAUUUUAAUCCAAUUCCAUUGAAUCAAUAUUCCAGAAAAUUGUUUCCUAAUAUUGAAACAUUUCAUAUUUAUAAUGAAGAAGAUAAAAUAUUUAAAGAAGGAAGAAUAUUUAAAUAUGUAAUAUGGUAUGAUGUGAGUUAUUCAAAAUAUUUAGAAGAGAAAGAAGAAAUGAAUGAAUAUAAAAAUAUUGAAUAUACAAAAUAUGAUAGAAAGAAAUAUGGAAAUACAAUACCAAUAGAAGUUAAUUCACUUGGAAUUAAUUGUUUUUAUGAAUGUACAUCAUUACAAACAAUUAAUAUACCAACAAGUGUAAUUGAAAUAGGAGAUUGGUGUUUUUAUAAAUGUUCAUCAUUAAUAUCAAUUAAUAUACCAUCAUCAAUUACGUCAUUUGGA
Messenger RNA from Entamoeba histolytica HM-1:IMSS, 507 nucleotides. RefSeq lists its product as uncharacterized. The annotation marks the transcript as partial. The record is from RefSeq and is a predicted model, not a curated record. The transcript has a single exon. Lineage: Eukaryota; Evosea; Mastigamoebida; Endamoebidae.